Messenger RNA from Aspergillus calidoustus, 1824 nucleotides. The record is from the annotation of a GenBank genome assembly. NCBI's taxonomy places the organism in Eukaryota, Fungi, Ascomycota, Eurotiomycetes, Eurotiales, Aspergillaceae.
AUGGCCUCGCCCAUCUCGGAGAAGGACGUGGAGAAUCCACAGAAACCCGGCGAGUCCGAAGCCUCGUCUUCCCAGGAAGAUGCCAUCCUCCAGGCCGACAAGGAGAAAGCAGGAGGUGACGACCUCGAGAAGUCUCAGGUCCCCCAUGCUCCUACCCUCGGGGCCACCCUCCGCCAGCUCGAAAACAAGCCGGGCGAAAAAAUCGAGCUGACCGAGGAUGACUGCUACGACCAGCUCGGAUAUGCCUUCCCCAGCUGGAAGAAGUGGAUGAUCAUCUCCGUCAUCUUUCUUGUCCAGACCUCCAUGAACUUCAACACCAGUCUCUACUCCAACGCCCUCACCGGCAUCUCUGAGGAGUUCAACGUCAGCAUGCAGGCCGCCCGCUGCGGCGCAAUGAUCUUCCUUGUCUUAUACGCCUUUGGAUGUGAGCUCUGGGCUCCUUGGAGUGAGGAGAUCGGCCGCAAGCCAAUUCUUCAAGCUAGUUUGUUUUUGGUCAAUAUCUGGCAGCUCCCCGUGGCUCUGGCACCGAAUUUCGCUUCGAUUAUGGUUGGACGUGCAUUGGGCGGUCUCAGUUCCGCAGGCGGCUCGGUUACGUUGGGUAUGAUUGCCGAUCUGUGGGAGGCAGACGACCAGCAGUAUGCUGUUGCUUGUGUUGUGUUCUCUUCUGUUGGUGGCUCUGUUAUUGGUCCUGUUGUCGGUGGUUUUGUUGAGGCGAACCUUGCGUGGCGCUGGAACAUUUGGAUCCAGCUCAUCUUUGGAGGCGCUGUUCAGCUUGCCCACCUUCUUCUUGUCCCCGAGACUCGCACGACCAUCUUGAUGGACCGUAUUGCCAAGAAGAUGAGGGAGAGUGGCGAGAACCCGAACAUCUAUGGACCCAACGAACUUGUUCCCUAUCGCGAGCGUUUCUCAAUGGGUGAGAUUCUUGCCACUUGGAUUCGUCCGUUCAGGAUGUUUGUGACCGAGCCGAUUGUCUUGACCCUCUCGCUGCUCAGUGGGUUCAGUGAUGCACUGAUUUUCAUGUUCAUCCAGUCCUUUGGUCUGGUGUACGACCAGUGGGGCUUCACUACUGUCACCAAGGGCUUGUCUUUCCUCCCGAUUCUCGUGGGUUACUUCAUUGCUUGGGGUUCCUUUAUUCCAGUGAUUAAGCGCAACAUCCGAGAGAGGCGUGAGAAGCCUGACGACGAACAAGCCCAGUACGAGUCCCGUCUCUGGUGGUUACUCUAUACUGCUCCUUGCUUGCCUAUUGGUUUGAUUGGUUUUGCCUGGACCAGCCUUGGACCCCCCGUUCACUGGAUUGGUACCAUGGUUUUCUCUGCUAUUGUCGGUAUCGCGAACUACAGCAUCUACAUGGCCACUAUCGAUUAUAUGAUCUGCGCUUAUGGUCCGUACUCGGCCUCGGCCACUGGUGGAAACGGCUGGGCGAGAGACUUCCUUGCUGGUGUUCUGACGAUUCCUGCCACGCCCUUCUUCCAGAACAUUGGCGGCGAACAUCACCUUGAAUAUGCAUCCACUAUCCUUUUUUGCAUCUCUUUCAUCUUGGUAAUUGCGGUGUACGCCAUUUACUGGUACGGCCCAACACUUCGCAAGCGGUCACCAUUUGCCCAGCAGCUCUCCGACGCAAGGGCCGAACUUCAGAGCCAUGGCGCAGUCCACACCGGCCGCCUAUCGCGUGUCCCGACCACUUCGCGGGCGAAUUCAUUUGCUCGGUCUCAGCAGAACCUGCGGAUUCGCCAGACGCUGGGUAGCCGUCAGAACAGCUUCGCAGCAUCUCGUCCCACCUCUCGCACUGCCUCUGCAAGACCAAGCUUCUCCGCCGAAGCAUGA